UAUAUCGAGUUUGAUCAAACUUUGAAGUUGCCCGUGGAUACUUUAUAUAACAAGGGGUGAAUGGUCGGCAAAAUGGCAGAUUCUUUGGAAAAAUUAGUCAUUGCACGGGAAAAGAAUUUUGUUAAACAAAAUAUUCUUCGCGCGAAACGUUCCUAUCCGGCAGAGCCCAAGUGGCGAUCCGUUGAUACUCGUCACGGCGACACACAUGAUUUAAAGAGGAGUGGAUUACUUCCGAUUUACGUGCAUAAGAAAAAUUAUGGAAAAGUACCGAGAUUUGUCGCGAUAUGCGCGAAAGCCGAUGCGAGGGUAGAGACACCCGAACGGCUUGAUGAAGAUAAGGUAUCAAGAGUACCGGUAUGCCGAUACAUCGACAAGGAGGAGCGAAGAAUGGUGCUGGAUGGCAUGAAGCAGAAGUGGGAGGAAACGAUGAAACAAUUUCAGGGAUUGCCUUUUCUCGCAGACACGUUACCAAAGGCGCAGAGGAAGGCGAGGAUGGAGCGCGAGUUGCAACAGCUCGAGAAAGACAUAGCAAUUAUCGAGCAACAUCCGCAUAUAUACGUUUAUGACGACGCGGUGCACAUAUUGUAACGCCUAAUAUAAUGAGCUGACAUAAUCAAAAUCUAUGUAAUAUAAUUGGUAUUCAAAUAUUCCUGGAAUUUUUAUGAAUUAUAUGUAAUAUAGAAACACAGAUUACAUACGAACGUCGAACCGAGAUUAUAUUAGAGGAAGUAAACAUACAUAUAUAAAUGUUCUUUAUACAUAAUUAUAUGCAUUUGUUUUCAUGUAAAAAAUUUUUUACUGGGUGAUUCAUAUGUACUUGGCCAGAAAUGACCGUUUUUUUAAAGAUGAAAAAAUUUGUGAGUCAUUCGUUUAAUUGUAAUUA
This is a messenger RNA of Temnothorax curvispinosus, 883 nucleotides long. Its product is annotated as enkurin. Gene Ontology annotation, cellular component: acrosomal vesicle. Gene Ontology annotation, molecular function: calmodulin binding. The transcript is spliced from 3 exons. The coding region runs from base 61 to 588 and encodes 175 amino acids. The record is from RefSeq and is a predicted model, not a curated record. NCBI's taxonomy places the organism in Eukaryota, Metazoa, Arthropoda, Insecta, Hymenoptera, Formicidae.